Linum trigynum is the source of this 555-nucleotide messenger RNA. NCBI's taxonomy places the organism in Eukaryota, Viridiplantae, Streptophyta, Magnoliopsida, Malpighiales, Linaceae. The record is from the annotation of a GenBank genome assembly.
AUGGUGGCGGACUAUAGAACCGAGUUCUUCAAGCUGGGAAACCAAUGCAAGGGUGUCCCAGAAGAGACAUUGGUGGGCUUGUGCAUGGUGGGGCUCCGGCCGGAGAUUGCAGCGGUUGUCCGGGUAUUUGAGCCUGAUUCACUGCGAGCUGUUUUCCGUCUUGCAGGUAAUAAGGAGGAGGAACUUGCUAGCUGGCGGGGCGUGAUAGGCCGGUAUCAGAAGCCGAGUGGAGGAGGAAGUGGAAGCGGACCGAGUAGCAGCCCAGGGGUCCCGGCGCUGGGCCCUAGCACUGGAGGGGGAGUGACGACUGGUCCAACCACAACGACCAUUCGAGCGGGACCAAGGGCGCCGCCCAAGGGGUUUACUAGGUUGUCACCUGCCGAGAUUGAGCAGAAGAGACGGGAGGGAAAAUGUUUUAGUUGUGAUGAGAGGUUCACCUUUGGUCACAAAUGCGGGAAACCUAAGCUAAUGUUCUUGGUGGGGCGCUGGGAAGAUGAGGCCGAGGACGAAGUCACAGAGGAUUCUGGCGCAGGGCGAGAGAAGCCUCAACCUUGA